Eurytemora carolleeae is the source of this 1849-nucleotide messenger RNA. Its product is annotated as tyrosine-protein kinase RYK. Bases 494 to 1723 code for a protein of 409 amino acids. NCBI's taxonomy places the organism in Eukaryota, Metazoa, Arthropoda, Copepoda, Calanoida, Temoridae. The record is from RefSeq and is a predicted model, not a curated record. The transcript is spliced from 4 exons.
CUCCCCGGUUUGAAUCCUCCGCAGACCUCUCUCUCUCCACCCCCCAACCCUAGCUUAGCUCAGCUCAGUUAAACUCAGACACCAGAGCAGUACGGAACUAUCACACCUUUCUUUAAAAUUCAUCACCUCUACAUGAUUAGUACUGCAGCUGUACAUACAGAGAUAAUUUUGUGAAGAAGUUUAAAAACCGAUAAUCAGUAAUCACUGUACAGCAAAAACAUAGCUUUACAUCUACUCUAAGAUCUCUACAAUGAUCUGUGUAAAGAAUUGCAUUGCUCUAGUUACUGCAGUUAAAUACCUUGAAUGAUUAAUGUUGAGGCAGACCGCUACAUAAUGUACCGGUCAAUCCAAUACCUGUCUGUUUUCUGUCUUCAUAAUUAGACAAGACAAGCAGUCCAACUAGUCCAGGUUCAAGUAAACAGGAGAUAAAGCAGAAUCUGACAAUUCUAACCGGGACGAGAUAAUACUUCAAAGGAGAGUGGGACGGAUAAAAAUGAUCUCUCCUUGGAGUUUUCUCCUUCUUAUCCUUUUCCAACUUAACCCGUCCCAGGGGAAGGUUUCCCUGUAUCUAAGUUCUGACCAGACCAAAGCACUGUACGGAAUACAGACGGAUGGUCUGUACUAUGUACGGGACGGUAUGGUCAAUAAGUACGCCAUGACCUUCCAGCAUCAAACCAUUCCCGCAGAAGUUGACCACAUCGACUUUUCUUGGCGGGCACAGCCACAUACCGCCGUUCCUUACAAGAUCACUUUCAUUCACACCCCAGGACCGGCGAUGGACCCGCCGACAGUGAAUGUAUCAAUGGCGGGGUUGGUUCCAACAUACCUGGAUAAAUUUCGUCUUUUCUUCCCUUGUACUGGGAAGGUUGCAGCUGAAGUUGAUACUUUACUCCAGUUGAGCCUGGCGAUGGGUCCGGGGGAGCCUGAAAUCCUAAACUUUAAAAGACGAAAGAUCUGCAAGGAGAAAACCCUGCCAGCUGAAGAACUCAUAUCUGAUACCUCCAGCACCACUACCAGCCAAUCCGUCCUCCUCGCAAGUGUCAGCCCAACCAUGUUUGUUGCCAUGGGCGCGGCAAGCGCAAGCGUUCUUCUCAUGGCGGUGCUCAUUGCCGCGGUCUACCUCAGGCGGUUGAAGAAGCGUGGACAGCAGUUGAACAACGAGGGGAGUUUAAGAUCCUCAAUGCAUCUUCACAGUGAAGUAGAUUACAUGGAGAAACCUCUCCCGAACCCAAAUCUCUCCAAUCUCUCGAGCAGUGACAGCUAUGCUACUCUCGCCAGUUUUAGUCCGGUUCCGGUGUACAAUCCAGAGGCCCCUGGUUGGGCACGAUUCUCCUCCCCCUCUGUCACAGAGUACUCGGUGCCCCUGACCAAGUCCCCAGUGCCCCGCUCGAGCAAGACCGCCCACCCGUCCCCGGCCCCUGCCAGAUCGGGUAGACCAUCCCCCUAUGCCAGCAGUAUGGGGAGUCUUCACACUAGCCUGGUGUACGACAGUAACAAACCAAGAAUAAUGAGUCAUUUUACGCCCCUGAGAACCCGGACCCGGGUAGGGGGCUAUGAGAACUGUGAUAGGGUCCCCAGAACCACCCCUGUAUACCCAGAUUAUGAGUAUUCUACCCCUGGAGAGGCCUCCCCGUACAGUGUGAGUUCGGAACUGUACAAGCAUGUAAUGCCGCAAUACUUUCAUUUCAGCAGACCAGCCAGUAGGGGCAGUGUGCUAGUUUAGACCAGCCAACCAAUGUUCUAAAUUAGACAAUGCAGUCAUUAUAGAUUGUUAGUUUAGAAUCAAACUUAUGAAGAGAUAGAACUGUACUAGACUUAAUUACUGAUAAAUAAACCAACCGUGAUUUAA